Messenger RNA from Punica granatum (pomegranate), 816 nucleotides. The record is from RefSeq and is a predicted model, not a curated record. NCBI's taxonomy places the organism in Eukaryota, Viridiplantae, Streptophyta, Magnoliopsida, Myrtales, Lythraceae.
AUGGAGGAAAUCGACCCACCGAUUCCUCCAGAGGAGGUCACCCCAUCAGUUUCAGUGCAGUCUCAACCACCUAUUACUCAUGCACCGCCGCUGCCAACUCCAACAAGGAUGCCAUCAGGAUAUUCGAGUGCACCCUCGGUUUAUCUCCCGCCAUCAGAUGUGUCUACGACAUCUUCAGGGGUGGCACCUCCACUACACGUCCCGCCACCAAUGUACAUGCCACCAACUCCGGCACCUCCAUACUCACCAUCUUCCAACGACGUUGCGCGCAUCACAGUGCUCGAAGGCACGGUCAAUCAAAUGGCCGUCGACGUGGCCGAGCUUAUGGCCCUGCUCAAGGAAAGCAACGUUGGGGCCAUCUCUGUGCCGACGCACUUCCCGGCGAUUGUUCCACCAUUAACACACGUGCCGGCGGUCUAUCCGGUUCUUUCUCCUCUCCUGUCAACCCUUCCAGCGACCUUACCUCCUCCGCCAAUGACGGUACCGAUAAUGGAUCUAGCUAUACUCAUGCCUCCCCCGACGUCAUUGCCGGCUCCGGGCCUCAUCUACACUGCCUCUCUGCCGACGAUUCUCUCGACAACAAGCACACAUGCUCCUGCUCCCAUCACUAAGCCAUUCCCCUUCCCAACUCCACAACCCCACAUAAGCCUCCCUCGCCAAACUCCAUUGAUCCUAAAUAUUCCUUACUAUAACUCGGGCACGCAAGCUAUGGCCGCCCCUGAAACUCCACCGACAUUUACUCUCCCUACUGUGGAGACAGAGCAUGAGCGCCGGAUGAAAAGAACGGAAGAGAUGAUUGUACGGACCCGAAUGUGA